CUCGCCGGGGAGCGGGCGCCAAACAAAGGGGAGGCGGUGCGCACCCGGCACCGUUCGCAGGGCUCGACGACGGCGGCCUCGCGGCGCUCCCGUAAAAAGGAAGGCGGCGGCGGCGGCUGCAGCGGUUGCUGCAGGGGCGAAGCUUGAAUGGGCAGCAGCUCCGCGGGCCGGCGUGGGGCGUGAGGGGCGCCCUCGGCUCGCGCGCCUCUCCCCGCCGCCAAGAUGGCCAUCGCGCACAUCGCCACCGAGUACGUCUUCUCGGACUUCUUGCUGAAGGAGCCGUCGGAGGGCAAGUACAAGGGGCUGCGGCUGGAGCUGGCCGUCGACAAGCUGGUCACCUGCAUCGCCGUCGGGCUGCCGCUGCUGCUCAUCUCGCUGGCCUUUGCCCAGGAGAUCUCCAUAGGGACCCAAAUGAGCUGCUUUUCUCCAAGUUCCUUUUCCUGGCGCCAAGGAGCUUAUGUGGACUCUUACUGUUGGGCGGCAGUGCAGCAGAGGCAGCUUUCGCAGGGCGAUUCAGGACAUCUUCCACUCUGGCUUCAUAAAUUUUUCCCCUACAUCCUUCUGCUGGUUGCUAUCUUACUCUACCUGCCAUGGCUCUUCUGGCGUUUCACCGCAGCGCCCCACCUUUUCUCUGACCUGAAGUUUGUUAUGGAAGAACUCGACAGAGCCUACAAUAGAGCCAUCAAAGCUGCCCACAGCUGCCACAAUGGGGACUCGAGGGAACAUACUAGCCCACUGCCUGUUAUGAAUGAGAACACAGGUCAGAGUUUGUGGGAGAUAUCUGAAAGCUACUUUAAGUACCCAAUGGUGGAACAGUACCUGAAGACAAAGAAGAGGUCAAAAGGCUUGAUAAUCAAGUACAUCACUUGCCGUCUGCUAACACUGACAAUUAUUGUACUGGUCUGCCUCUAUCUGGGCUAUUAUAUCAGCCUUUCCUCUCUGACUGAUGAGUUCAUCUGCAACCUCAAAACCGGGAUCCUAAAGAACGACACGACUGUUCCCGAACGGAUCCAGUGCAAACUGAUUGCUGUCGGCAUCUUUCAGUUGCUCAGUUACAUCAACUUAAUUGUGUACUUGCUAUUGAUACCUGUUGUGCUUUAUGCCUUGUUGGUCCCGAUCAGGCAGAGCUCAGACAUCCUGCAACUGUAUGAAAUCCUGCCCACCUUUGAUGUCCUUGAGGUCAGAAUAAAGCGCUAUGACGACUUGAGCCUUUACCUUCUCUUCCUCGAGGAAAACAUAAGCGAGCUUAAAUCUUACAAGUGCCUCAAAGUUUUGGAGAGCCUGAAAGGCAGCGGGGAGAAAUUUGACGCCAUGCAGCUCCUGAUGAAUCUUGGCAUGAUUAAAACAGACACUAUAGAUGGGAAGCCAACGGUGGUCAAAGACAACUCUGAAAAGAAGGUGGAAGGAAAUACAGCCAACAGUGCAGCAGAAUUAAAGGAUUUGUCGCAGCCAACAUCAACAGGUGAUGGAGCAACAACAAGCAAAGCAGACGGCAAGGUUCGCCAGAGGCUUCUGGAUUCCUCUUGCUGAAAGUGCUCCAGCUGGUGACUGGGUGAUUAUGAGAGGUCUUCCCAUGUGCUCCAGUGAACAACGGGUGGCUGCCAUCUUGUCGAGAAUGAAAGAACUAGGACUAAGGGCAAAAACGUUUACAGAGAUAUACUGUGCCUAUGUUUACAUACCUUUUCAGCCUUCUGUGUCUAAGGGCAUGCCUUUGAAUUCAUUUAUGCAGGCUGUGUUGGAAAGGAACAUUGGAAAAAAAGCUAAAGUCCUGCGAGAUGAGUAGCUUCCAAAGUGGAUAGCUGGGAGAAACAGAUGAACCUGCAUGAGAAAGAAGUGGAACUGUUCCCAAGAAAUGAAACUUGGGAUCAGUUCAUACAUGGCUUCUUUUGUGCAGGUCCUUGGAAAACUUAAUCCCAGCUGACACCUUAGCCUCCGCUGAUCAAAGUUGCCAACACCAAUCUAGAAGGAUCCUUGGUUUCACUCAAGAGAAGGAAGCUGUGUGUGCCUAUUUGAUCUCUCAUUACUUAAUUGCUCAGCAGUUGGGACUGGACUCCACUUUUGAAUGCUCCAAUGCAUGAUAA
Messenger RNA from Eublepharis macularius, 2081 nucleotides. It is a transcript of the gene PANX1, whose product is annotated as pannexin 1. Gene Ontology annotation, molecular function: channel activity. The coding region runs from base 223 to 1530 and encodes 435 amino acids. The transcript is spliced from 5 exons. Gene Ontology annotation, biological process: positive regulation of interleukin-1 production; monoatomic cation transport. NCBI's taxonomy places the organism in Eukaryota, Metazoa, Chordata, Lepidosauria, Squamata, Eublepharidae. The record is from RefSeq and is a predicted model, not a curated record.